Molecule: messenger RNA, 7395 nt
Organism: Xiphias gladius (swordfish)
Lineage: Eukaryota; Metazoa; Chordata; Actinopteri; Istiophoriformes; Xiphiidae
Product: growth factor receptor-bound protein 10-like
Exons: 17
Coding region: 214-2025 (603 amino acids)
Biological process (GO): negative regulation of Wnt signaling pathway; negative regulation of insulin receptor signaling pathway; insulin receptor signaling pathway
Molecular function (GO): insulin receptor binding
Source: RefSeq, a predicted model, not a curated record
GGUGGUGGGGGGAUAAGGUGAAGACAACAGAACAGCGGACGGAGUUUUUUGGGGGGAAGCAGUUUCUGUGGAGGCCCAGACGAGGACAGUCGAAGCGCGCCGGGUGCUGCUCCAUCGUGCGUGCGUCCUGGACACGAUUCCUGAGCUGCGUCCUGCCCUUUCAUUACCGGUGCUGGUGAAACCAGUGGGUGUCAUUCCCUACAGAGGAACACCAUGGCCUUAGCGGGAUGCCCUGACUACUUCUUACGUCACCCAAACUACCAGGAAAGCAUGGACCGCACUUCCUCUCGCCGGCCUGAGGAGCUGAUUGUUCCAGGCUUUCAGCGUUCAGCCAAUCAAAAUUUGCCACAUCACCAUGAUGACGAUGUGGACCUGGAGCAGCUGGUGAAUGAGAUGAACUCGUCCAUGGAGAGUGUGUACUCUACACGGGCAGACACAACGCUACUUUUGAACAAUGGUCACAUGCAGACUGCACACAACUAUCACCACCAUGUGCCUGCUGCCUACCCGGGACACGGCCAGGCCCACCGUCGCCACACCCCGCCCCUGCCCUCCUCCUCUCCCUACAGAGAGAGGCUGCGGCACUCUCAGCCCAUGCACAUCCAGGCUGCCAGGUGCCUGCAGGAAGAGCAGCAGCUGCGUCCAGCCUCCUUGCCGGCCAUUCCCAACCCUUUCCCUGAGCUCUGCAGCCCCGCAGGCUCCCCGGUUCUCAGCCCCACGCAGAGCUCUGACAAGCAUAUAGUGAAGGUGUGGAGUGAGGAUGGGGCCGGUAAAGUGGUGGAGAUUCCAGCAGACAUGACGGCUAGAGACGUCUGUCAGCUCCUGGUCUACAAGAGCCACUGUCUGGAUGACAACGCCUGGACGCUGGUGGAGCACCACCCUAUCCUCGGCCUUGAGAGGUGCCUGGAAGACCAUGAGCUGGUGGUUCAGGUUCAAACCUCCAUGAGCAGCGACAGUAAAUUCCUCUUCAGGAAGAACUAUGCCAAAUAUGAAUUCUUCAGGAACCCCCUGAACUUUUUUCCAGAACAGAUGGUGGCUUGGUGUCAGGAGUCCGAUGGCUCAAUUCCUCAGUCACAGCUCUUACAGAACUUCCUGAACUCUAGCAGCUGUCCAGAGAUCCAGGGCUAUCUGUACAUGAAGGAGCCUGGACGCAAGUCCUGGAAGAAGCUCUACAUGUUCCUGCGACGUUCGGGUCUCUACUAUUCUUCUAAAGGAACAUCCAAGGAGCCCCGGCAUCUGCAGAUGCUGUCAGAUCUGGAAGAUAGUAACAUCUUCACCAUCAUCACAGGCAGAAAACUUCACAAUGCCCCCACAGACUACCAGUUCUGCAUCAAGCCCAGCAAAGUGAGGAGUGACUGUAAGGAGCUAAAGAUGCUGUGUGCGGAGGACGAACAAAGCAGGACCUGCUGGAUGACUGCCUUCAGACUGCUCAAAUAUGGGAUAGUACUGUAUCAGAGCUACAACAUCCCCCAGCAGAGGAAGUCUAACCUCUCACCUUUCUCGGCACCUGUGCGGAGUGUAUCCGAGAACUCCUUGGUUGCCAUGGACUUCUCUGGACGGACCGGUCGCGUCAUCGACAACCCUGUCGAAGCCCAGAGCGCCGCCCUGGAGGAGGGACAGACCUGGAGGAAGCGGAGCCAGCGUAUGAAUGUCUUGGGCAGUCCCAGCCCCCUGCACCCUUCCUCCCUGAGCACAGUGAUCCACAGGACACAGGUGUGGUUUCAUGGUCGCAUCAUGAGAGAGGAAGCCCACAAAAUGAUCACACAACAAGGCCAAGUAGACGGGUUAUUCCUGUUGCGGGACAGUCAAAGUAAUCCCAAGGCAUUCGUGCUCACCUUGUGCCACCACCAGAAGAUCAAGCACUUCCAGAUCCUACCGUGUGAGGAGGACGGUCAGGUGUUAUUCAGCCUCGAUGACAGUGCCACCAAGUUCACUGAUCUGAUCCACCUGGUGGAGUUCUACCAGCUGAACAGAGGAGUGCUGCCCUGCAAGCUCAAACACCCCUGCACCGCCGUGGCCUUGUGACACUCCAACCCCCCCCCACACACACACCUCCACCCUUUUUUUGCACACCUUUCACCCUGAGACCCUGUCCCCCUAUCUGCCCCUCUCUCACCAUCGCAAUGAGGUUGAAGGAGGUCGAGGAGAUAGAGAAAAGUUAAGUCAAGUUUUGGGGAUGCGAACGACGCAGCAGGAGCUGGCAUUGCAGGUCUGAUAUCCCCAGUGUGCUGUGCUUUUCUCUGCCUUACCGCUGUUCGGAUGUUUGAUUGGGAACCGUUUGGACAGUCCAAGCGUUGCAGAUCAUGGACCCGGCAGUUGCCCAACUCCUGCAAUGUUGUCAUGGAGACUUGGUUGUUUUGUCAUUGCGGUUUUAACCCUUGAGAUAGACCAUUCAUUGUGAAAACACAAGACAGCUAAGAUCUGUUCAGCAGGAGUGCUGCGGGUCUCUUGGAUGGAUCUCUCCCUUAAAGUCCUUCACCCUUCCACCCUUCAACCUCCCCCAUCCUCCAGGACUGAUAAGCUGUGGUGCCCUCCCCACCCUUGCCCCCUCACUAGCGAGGCAGGCAGGGAGCGCCACCCUCUGACUUCCUCAUCGAUCAUCAGGGAUGGACGGGAACCUCUCUGGGUCUUAUCAAACUCGAUCCAGGGGUUUUCUCAACCUGUGCAGUCCAGUCUGGAUAAGCUGACACCCUGCCCCCCCCCAACACCCGAGCAGACUUGACGUAGCGUCUCUGCUGUGUCCUAUCCCACAAUCCCAUGGUGCAGCCCCCGGUCCCACCUCCACACAAGCUCAGAGAAAAAAGCCGGAAGAGAAAAGAGAAGUAGCUAAAGAAAGAUAAGCAGAGCAGUGGCAAGGGUUUGCUGAAAGGACAGAGGAAUGUUUAUCAGUAGGGCUGUAACAAGCCUCUCUUGUAGAGUUGAUUACUUGAUGUCAUUUUAAUGCUGUUUGAUUACUGUUGAUUCAAUGCAGAACUAGUUUUGCACUCCCAGGCAGACAGACGACAGCUGUUCUCUCUUGCUAAAUGAAGCUGCCUGCUAUCCAUUUGUCGUCCUUCACCCCCCCCAAAUAGCAUGCAUGUGAAUUUCCACCAGCUCUGAUUGGAUUACAGUGGCGUGGGAGUAAAGAGAGUAAUGGCUGAUUAUGCAGUGCCUUUCGGAAAGGUUUGGGAACAUCUUGGACCUACGUGUGGCUCGUACCAACAUGACCACACUAUAGCAAAAACGGAUGUGCUCUUGAAGCGGUCACACCGUCUCAAGCCUGUGAGGAAGAGGAGGAGGACUGUUAAAUAGACUCCAGAAAAGUGUGUCCACCCCCAAGCUUCUACCAUUUCAGUCAUUUUUAAAAUCAGAGGGUUAAAUCUGCUGGUGAAUUUGUCUUUGAACGUCAUUUUCUUUUGCUUAGUCUGUUUUGAGCUUACUGCUUGCACAUUUUAAUGAUCCUGAGUUGGUAUUGAUGGGUUAGAGCUGGCAUGUUCGGAUUCUGACCACUGUUCCCUCUCGCCAGAAAAGACAAAACAACAAAAGCACUCCCAUGACUUUUUCUGUGUUUAAAUAUGGAAUUGAAAAAAAUGACUUGAAAUGUGAACUCCGCUGACUGUGUCUAUACACACAGUCGUACGAGCUUCACUCGCCUUAAAUGAAAAUUGUGAGCCCUGUCUAUGAAAUCAAGCUGUAUUAAAAUGCACAUAGAGUAACACGCUGAAGAUUUUAAGACAACAUUGAGAGUGUUAAAGAUUAUAUUAAAGGAACAGUUUGACAUCUGUGGAAAUACUCUUAAUCACUUUCUUGCCAAGAGUUAGAUGAGAAGAUGGAUACCGCUCUCAUGUCUGCUCAUUAAAUAUGAAGCUACUGUCAGCAGCCCAAGACUGGAAACCUGGGGAAACCAGCUAACCUGACUCUGUCUAAAGGUAACAAAACCCACCCACCUACCAGUACCCCUGAAGCUCACUGAUUUACAUUAUAAAUCUCGUUUUUUUAAUCAAUACAAAACCCUAAGUGUAAAAACAACAAUUUAUUUCAUUUUACUGGAGGUUAUGUGGCAGACUAUUUCUUGGCUGAGCGCAGUAACUUCCUAAGCUAAGCUAACAAGCUGCUGACUGUAGCUUCACAUUUAGUGUACAGAGAGGUGUGUCGAUCAACAAGAAAGUGAAUAAGUUUAUUUCCAAAAAGGCCAAACUAUUCUUAUAAAGUAAAAAUCCACGUGAACAUGAUGCAGAAAACAGGUACUGGUGAUACAACUUUGCAUUUCUGGGGCCCAUUUUCCUGUUUGAUGCUGUAUUAUUUCUGCAGAUAACAGGCUAAAAUGUAACAUCAUGUCCAGGUAUUUCCAGUAGCUGCAUGGGAGUUUGGUAGCAUCAGUGGUUAACAUCUGGUUGUGGACUCAAUCCUCAGAGUCGAACAGUAAGGGAUUCUUUCUUGAACAGCUAUUUUGCAACAAUCAUGCAGAGAGAAAUCAGUUACGGUAGCGGUGAGAAAGCAAUUUCUACACCAGCAGUAGCCUAAGUAGACCAGAAUGCAUCACAGCCAUCAGACAUGUUGCAUUGUCAGGAAGAGGCUAUACUAGUGCUCCUGAUUUAUUUUAGAGCUGAGAGUUUCAUCAACGGAAAAUGAAGUGGCAACUAUUUAGAUAAUCAGUAUUCGAUAUUUUAAGCAAAAAUGCCGAAAAAGUGAUAAUUCCAUCCUCUCAAAUGUAAGGAUAUGUGGCUUUUCCUUGCCUUACAUUAUAGUAAACAAAUAUUUGUGAGAUUUGGAGUGUUAGCCAGACACAAAAAGCAAUUUGAAGACGUCACAUUGGGCUCCAGGAAAUUGUGAUGGACAUUUUUUCACAAUAUUUUUGACAUUUCAUACACCAAGAAAAUCAACAAAUCACUCAGUCAAGAAUCACAUUAUCUCUUAUUUGCAGCCUUAAGUAUUUUGUCUAGCUAACUAAUUUCUUUGCCUACAGGCCAAUAUUUGAUUGAAAACAACAUGGUCAUGUCUCUUUCUGGUAGUUAUUGACAAGCAUUCUGGGACAUGAAGUGAAAAGAAGAUAAGGCAGGUUAGAAAAGUUGAUGCACCAUAAAAGUAGAUGGUGACACUUUAUCACUAAAUGAAAAUAUCCAUCUUAAAGCCAAUAUGUAGAGGAUUUGAAAAUGUUUGACUUUGGUGCCCCCAGGUGGUGGUACCAAAAAAGACACUGUAGCAGAGUCACUGAGACUGACUUGGCUGAGAGCAGCAGGUAGACUAAAUGAAUGUCAGCGGAGUGGGCUCAAGUAUCUACAAACACAACAUUAUGCCGUCAAAAUAACUAUUUUCACAUGCUACAGUCACAUAAAAAAUCCAUACAUGGUGGCUUUAACAGAUCAUCUGAGUAGAUUUGUUUUCUUGUCUUCUUCCAAAAGAAAAGUGAGAACCAUAUUUGUAGGAACAUACAACAAGAAAGGAACCUAGAGGGGAUUUUUGAGGUCCUUUUGUCUUUUUCCGCCCUCUCCUGCUGUCAUGCAACCGGCGAAUAAAAAGCUGCAGGCAUGUGACAUAACACCUGCUUAGCCUCCUCCACCCCCCCGCCCUCACCUGCACCUCCCCUCCAUGCUGUGCCAGAUUCGCAGUGAACAGGGGUUAGCACGAGGCUGUCAGACUCCCUGCCAGGCAGACUAAACUCUCUAAGUACUGUCAUUGACACGCAAGCCACUGCCGCCACCGGUCCAGCAAUCGCGUGACUUGACCGACUCACCAGCUCUGCGCUCCACCAAUCAGGCCUUUUCUAGUCAGACAGGGCAGACUCUCCAGGGAUUGGAUAAUGCUUGAAUCCCCCCGCCCCCUGUCCCACCUGUGUCCAGCCUGUAAGCUAUGACCCUGUGGUGAAUAAGUGUGUGUGUGUGUAUAUGUGUGCGUGUGGACGGCCAGACUGUUAUAUUCACUAUUCAGGAUUGCGAACUCUGUUGGUUAUCAUACUUGCCUUUUAGAGACAGUAAGAGGAAGGUUGCUUGUCGGCUGGGUAAAGUCAAGCUAAGUUGUGGAUUUAGAGGAGACGGGAGUUUGGCUGGAGGUAUCCCAGCAUUCCCAGUCCUCAGUUGAGGAUUCUUUCCUGUCUGUCACAGAGGGAUGCUAAGCCACAUAGCUAUGGGUCAGCGGGGGACGAAUCGCUGUCCUCUCCUCCUCUGUCCAUUUUUAAUCACUGUGCUACAAUGCAAUCCUAUACACGAGUCCAUGUAUAUGACUAUACCAGUGUACAGUAUCAUUUGUUUUCUAAGUAUGUGAAGCUAUGGAGACGUAGAUCUAACACUGUACCUAGGUCACAGAUCACUAUGUUUGGGGCGUUAUGCUUUUGCUCAUAACUCCAUGUAAAAUGAAGAAUGAUUUAUUUUGUCCUUUUUCUUUCCAUUAUUUGAUUGUGUGUAUAUUGACAUUAUUGUGUAUUUUCUUUGGUUUGCCACAAAAUGACCUUUUAUAAAUAUAUAAAAAAGAAUAUACCACAGUAUAUACAGUAUUAAAUUAAGCUGUUUUUUUUUUGUUGUUGUUUUUUAUUUUAUUUUAAGAGAUCAAACUGGAUUUUUGGCAUGUGUCAAAUUUCUUAUCAUCAGUUGUGCAUAUAAGCUGACAGGCUGACAGAGUCUUCAACUCAGCCAGCAUCCAAUUAUGAUGCCAUCUUCUUUUAAAACUGCAUCGUUUGAAUAUCCCCUCUGUCACGUCUGAUUCCACUCAUUUACUCCCAAGAAAACACUCCAGUAAAUGUUUGGAUGGAUAUUAACCUUAAACACACGUACACACACACACACCAGUGGGUUUUCAUCAAGAGCACACACACCAACACUUAACCCUUGGGGGUAUUCUUAGCAGCUUUUGUACACCUUUCAUCACAAGUAGUGCAAUUAUACGCUGUAGCUCAAGAGGAUUGUGCAUUUCAAUAUGUCCAUUUACUCGGAUUUUAAGGUGCAUAACGAUGUUCUUUUUGUUUUGUUGUUAUUAUUCUUUUUCUUAACUUAGCCUAUUCUUGCAGCAGGUGCCUCUUGUUUCUGAACAGUAACAAGUCAUUAGUCGCUGUCCGUCCACUCACUGUGUUCAUUUACAGUUAGCUGUGACUGUGAAAUACAAUCCUACUGGAACUAAAUCCUAAUGUCAGGUCAACAUCGCAUGCAUAUCCCAUUGACAUUGGUGACUCCCAGUGUAGGUGGUGUUUUAUUUUUGAUUGAAGUUAUCAAAAGCUGAAGGCAAAUAAACAAUUCAGGGAAAGAAAAAAAAGAGCAAAUGAACCGUAAUCUUUUUUUUUAUUUUUCAGAUCCCCCCCACUGUGCUUUGCUUCAUUCUGUCUGUACGGCUCCUGGAUCUACAUUGUAUCCUGUUCAGGUAUUUUUGUACAAAUAAGGGACUGAUAUAUUCUGUGUUUAUUGGAAAUUAGAAUAAAAGACAACGUUG